Messenger RNA from Metarhizium acridum CQMa 102, 1509 nucleotides. Its product is annotated as phosphatidylinositol transfer protein csr1. The record is from RefSeq and is a predicted model, not a curated record. NCBI's taxonomy places the organism in Eukaryota, Fungi, Ascomycota, Sordariomycetes, Hypocreales, Clavicipitaceae.
AUGUCCAAGAUUCAGAAGAGACAGACGAUACGCCAAAGCGUGUCGUAUCCUGCGGGGACAGCGUUCGCUUACAAGGUCCCCGAGGGUUACUUUGGUAAUUUGACCGAGGAGCAAGAAGCAAAGGUUCGAGCAAUGUGGGCAAUUGGAUUCAAAUUUAUCGAGGUUUGUGAGGCCGAAGACGACGCCAGUAAGCAAAAGACCCUCGAGGAGAAGUAUGUCCCGCCCGCGAAACAGACCCGGCGACUGCCACGCGGCGCAAGUGAGACUCACGAAAAGCACCCGACGCUAGUCAAUGAAAUAUUGUCACUAUUGCCCACCACGGAAAAGAACUUGGACAGGCUGGCACAGCAAGCUGUUGAGUCUUUGGACAACUGGACCCCCGAGAUGUACCGGUUAAUUAUUCUACGAGUGGUCAAGCAUGAGCACCCAGACGCGCUUGCUCUUCGAUUCCUCCGCGCAAGCAACUGGGAUGUCAUCAAAGCUACGACCAUGAUGGGCAAAACCAUUUAUUGGAGGACAAUUGAGGCUGGAGUGGACGACGACAUCCUGAGGCACGGAGAAGGUGGCGCGGCGGAAGAUGAGAAGAACAACCGAGGAAUCACAAGAGCGCUAGGCGCAGACUUUAUGAAGCAAGCUCGACGGGGCAAAAGCUUCAUUCACGGGGUCGAUAGAGCGGGACGGCCGGUAACUUACAUCAGAGUUCGACUGCACAGAUCAUCCGACCAGUCUGUUCAGAGCCUCGAGAGAUACACCCUGUACCUUCUCGAGCUGGCCCGCUUGUCGCUGAGGCAUCCGAUCGAGGCAGGCACUAUCUUGUUGGACCUGUCCGGCUUCAAACUUGCCAACUUUGAUCUAAAACCACUUCAGUUCAUCCUCAAGCAAGUUGAGACGAAUUAUCCGGGCUCGCUAGGGCUACUUGUGGUUCAUAACGCCCCAUUUGGCCUUAAAACAAUCUGGAGACUCGUUCGCCUCUGGCUCAACAAAGAACUCACUAGCAAAGUCAAAUUCACAUACGGCAAGAAGGGCCUGAGGAGAUGGAUAGCACCAGAUCAACUAAUAAGAGAACUCGGCGGCGAAGAAGAUUGGGAAUACACAUACGUGGAGCCAGAACCGGAUGAGAACUCCAAGAUGAAUGACACUGAGACACGGGACCGGCUUCUGGGAGAAAGAAUGGUGCUGGCGCUGAAGUUUGAAGAAUUGACAAAGGAGUGGGUCAUGAAUGCUCAACUGAGCGAGAAGGCGAGGGAGAUCUGCGACAGGCGAAACCAGUGUGUGAAAGACUUGGCUGCCAACUACUGGGAAUUAGAUUCUUACGUACGAGCCAGAUCACUCUAUGACCGACUGGGUUACUUUCGUGGUGCUGAUGGUGUGGAGUGGCACCACGGCAAGGCAGAUGAGGAGUCGUUGCAGGAGAUGAUGGAGAAGAUCAGGUCGAUCGACAGUUGUGGCGCGAGUCAUCACGAAGAUGUCAGUAUUUCCGAUGAUGAAUCAUGCUACGACAGUGAUUAA